Molecule: messenger RNA, 3477 nt
Organism: Photinus pyralis (common eastern firefly)
Lineage: Eukaryota; Metazoa; Arthropoda; Insecta; Coleoptera; Lampyridae
Product: apoptosis-resistant E3 ubiquitin protein ligase 1-like
Exons: 10
Coding region: 106-3000 (964 amino acids)
Biological process (GO): protein polyubiquitination; positive regulation of protein catabolic process; proteasome-mediated ubiquitin-dependent protein catabolic process
Molecular function (GO): ubiquitin-protein transferase activity
Source: RefSeq, a predicted model, not a curated record
CAUUUACAAAUUAGCGCGGAUGGGGUGUCUACUUGACAGGUGUGUCAGUGACACUUUUGUCAAAAAAUUCAUGUUUACAAUGGUUUUUUAACAUGUAAAUUUGCUAUGUCUACUUGUAGUUGUGCCAAAGUUUUGUGUAUAGUGAUAAUUUUCUUAAUAUGUUUAAUUUGUAUAAUAAAAUUUUUUCGUAAUUCACGUGCCGAGGAAAAUGCCACUCUUAUACCUUUAGAUCUGGAAGUGUGGUUGGAACAGAAUUCAUUUUCCAAAUAUAAACAACUUUUUAAAAACAAAGGUAUUUCACAACUUACGCAAUGUGGACAAGUAGAUAACCUACCAGAAUUACCAGCUCCAGAUGAACAGCGUCUACAGAAGGCCGCCGUUCUCCUUCAGCAGAGACUUGUGUUGCGGCAAUGGCUUGCGAAGUACAACUUACAGAACUACUAUCCCAGGCUGCUGACGCUGGAAGUGGUCAGCUUGGAGGAUGUGUACUGGUUGGAAGAUUCGAAAGCGCAGCAAGUGUUCACCAAAGAUUUUUCGCAAUGGUCGGCCGCACGUCAGUCGUUACCUAUCAAUAAACAACAUCUAGAUACCUUAAAGGCUGACCUUUGGUCGGAAGUUGUAAAGUCGAGCAAUCAUCAAGACGCGUGGACAUGGGGAGGAAUGCUUGUGGUCUCUGUAAGUAUCGCAGGGCUGGUCACCUUAGCUGCUAUGACUCAACCGUCUCUUGCACCCGAAGCGAAACAUUCCUUAUUACAAUACGUAACUGGAAAAUACCUAAUGCCCUCCAAUUGCAAGGUUGUGUUUCACUGGAGCGAUCCAUAUCCCGUAGGUCAAACUGUGUGUUUUGUAAUAUAUUUCUUUCAACGCAAUGGUCAGCCUUACCCCAUCUGUGAUACCGAUCAGCUUUCCAUUGACGUAUCGGAAGGUAGCAAAAAGAUGGCAAUCAUUACCGAACUCGGCUCGCCGACGGACCCCAACGGCGCGAACCUCGCCAAAGUUAAGUUUAUGGUUCGACACGCCGGCCAGUACGUUGUUACCGUAAUGGUCGGAUCUCAGCACGUCACCGGAAGUCCGUUCUUACGAAAUUUUACCGCCGGACCGAUCGACGCGCAACGGACUGUGGUGUUACGUUAUUGUAGCACUGUAAUUUGUACUGCGAACGUAGGGCAUGUUAUCUAUGUUGAACCCAGGGAUGAGUACAGUAAUGUGUGCCGUUUCUCAACGUCUGAUGAUCCAACGCAGGGCUUCACAGUGAACAUCACACAGUUGGGUAGCAGAUCGCACGAGUUUAAUUCCAGUACGCCCGAAGAACAGUACAUCAUCGUUUUAGAUUACGACUGGCAAAGCUUUCGUUUAACAUUUCAAAUAAAAUUCUUCUACGAGGGAUGCUAUCACGCCACAAUUUUCUAUAGGAAUAUGGAGUUGCACAACGGAGAUUUUGACAUAAUUGUACUUAACAGUAUCGACGCGACGCUGGUACAUAAAAAUAUCGCCUCGAAAAAUCACAACGUAUGCUACGAGGCCAAACUGCUAGGGAUCAACAUGGAGAAAUUAAUCAAACCGAAGAAGGUGCUCUGUUACGUAUCACCCAAACAACUUAUUGUCAAAGAGAUGAUUUUGAAAUUCAUUCCAAAACGCCUCUUUACAUUCAGGCUGUGUCCGUCCACAAAGUUUCAUUUCCUGCCAGAAAGUCCUACGAAAAUGGUGGAAGGUUUGGGGGGCACCUUUCUUAUUGACGACGGAUGCCAACCGAAAAUCGAACUGACUUCGAAAGAGCGCAACGUAAUCGCGGCCACUUUCACGAACUUCCUACUGAAAAAUAUGGGCGGAUCUGAAACCUUCCGCGACAAACAGGACUUUUUCUAUCACGAGGUUCGCAAAUAUCACCAAAAGCAUUACCACGAUAAGUUAUCAAUGAAAGCAAACCGAGAGAAGUUACUCGAGUCCAGCAUGAAAGUAACCAAAAGCUUUUCGGUAUCCGAUUGGUGUCGGAACUUCGAAAUUACCUUCCAAGGAGAGCAGGGCGUCGAUUGGGGAGGCGUCCGUCGCGAGUGGUUCGAGUUGAUUUGCUCUCAGCUGUUCGACUCACGCUUCGGGCUAUUCAAGAGCUUUUACGAGGGUCAACAGUCGUUGGUGCACCCAAACUCGCAUCGACCGUCACAUUUAAAGCUGCGUCACUUCGAAUUCGCGGGCCGCAUUGUCGGCAAAUGCCUUUACGAAAGCGCCCUCGGUGGCUCGUACCGGCAGCUGGUCAGGGCGAGGUUCACUCGAUCUUUUCUCGCUCAGGUCAUCGGUUUACGUGUUCAUUACAAGUACUUCGAACAGGACGAUCCCGAUCUGUAUCUGACAAAGAUAAAGUAUCUUUUGGAGAAUGACAUCGACUGUAUUGAUACGGAAUUAUAUUUCGUCGAGGAGGAGUAUGACGGAGGAGGGCAGUUGUUAAAAACGGUCGAGCUCGUGCCUAGUGGAGCGAAAAUAAAAGUUACUAACGUCACCAAACAUCGAUAUUUGGAUGCUUUAGCUCAAUUUCGACUCGCCACAAGCGUGCGAGACGAAGUUGAUGCAUUUCUGAAAGGCCUUAACGAGCUGAUACCCGACAAUCUAUUAAGUAUUUUUGACGAAAAUGAAUUAGAGCUGCUACUAUGUGGAACCGGUCACUAUUCCAUAGCGGACUUCAAAGCGAACCACGUCAUAAACGGAAAUUCGGUGGAGUUUCGCCGCAUCGUCGGCUGGUUCUGGGCGGCCGUCUCCAACUUCACGCAGGAGGAAAUGGCGCGCCUGCUGCAAUUCACAACCGGCUGCUCGCAGUUGCCUCCCGGCGGCUUCAAAGAGCUCAGUCCUCGAUUUCAAAUUACGGCCGCGCCCACUUUCGGCAAUCUACCGACCGCCCACACUUGCUUCAAUCAACUGUGUCUGCCCGACUACGACAGCUACGAGCAGUUCGAAAAAUGCCUCCUCUUGGCGAUCAGCGAAGGGACCGAGGGAUUCGGCAUGGUCUGAUACUCGAGCUGUCAUUAUCGCUUCAAAUUUCUUCGAAACAAUAGGUAUAAUGGUAGGGGACCACACUUCAAUAUCAAAAAAAAAAAUUGUUGGGGCUAUAACUUAGGUAGUAACGACAAUAGAUGAAAGCCUUAUAUAAUGCCUAGCAUUUACAUUAAAAGACGACUAGUUCAGGCUGUUUAUUUCAAAGUAGGUUAGAGUUGACAAAAAAUAAGCGUGUUCCAAGAAAAACUUAAUAAUGCUUUACAAUUUUUCUAUUUUGCUUCAGAGAGCAGUCAAUUAUUUGUGCGUGUCAAAUGAACAAUUGUAAACGUUCCUUUAAGCUGUUAAAUAAUGUUAGUUUCUUAAAUAGACUAUCUAUAAGACGUAUAGUUUAUCAGGAUCAUGUGUGAUAUUCUAGUUUUACUUUCCAUUUGUAUAUUGUUACUAGUGAAUGCAAAUAUUGUUAAUUAUUUAUUGUUGCACUUUCGCAUUUCA